AUGGUAUCAUUACCAGAGCCUCGAAAGAUGAGACGAGAUACAGUUUACCAUCCAGCAACUAACGAUGAUAUCCCAGAAUUUCGUUUGGUAAGUUAUAGCUUCAAUUUUUUUUUAAUCUUUAAAAUUUUGCACUGUGCAAUUUUAAUUUUUUAUCAUGUUUCGCUAUUUUUAAUUUUUUCGAAUUUUGAAUUUUUAAACAAAAAACUGUUAGACAUAUCUGACAAUCAUAAAUCGUUCAUUACUCAAAGGUUAUGACAAUCGAGUUGAUUGGGUUUGAGCUUUGAGUAUUUUUUGCACUUUGAGUAUUGUUUGUAACAUUUUGUUGUUGUUUAGGCGAGUUCUGACGAAAGCGACUCGUUUUCGGAUGAGAUGAACGAUGAGCUAGAAAAUGCUAGACUUCCAUCUGAUGUGGACGAUGACUACGCUUACGAAAUGCCUCUUACUACGUGGGAGAAGGUCAAGAUUGUAGGUUAUCUUUGAACUUUCAGUUAGAUAUUAUAGAAAUAUAUUUUAUUUGAAAAUAUAAAUUUUAAAUCUUCUGACCGUGUUCACCUUACUUUCAGCGAUAUAUGAAUAAAUUUGAAUAAGUUUUUAGAAAGCUACAAGAAUAUUACCUCAUGUUGGAUUAGUUAUAUUGUUGUUGGUUUACUUAUUUGUUGGCGCUGCUGUCUUUCAACGCAUAGAAGGUCCGAAUGAGAUCAUAGUAAGUUUUAAUGUCAUUUUUUAUAAAGACGUAAGUUAUAUAUUACAUCUUUUUUAGCCUUUCACCCUUUAUUUUAGACCAAAAACAGAGAGUUACGAACGAUUUUGGGCCUUCGUGAUCAAUUUAAAGAAUCCGUGUGGAACUUGACUCACAAUCCAGAUACUUUUAUCACUCGGGACACUUUCGAUGGCUUAAAUCAAGAAUAUUUUGAACGACUGGUUGUUGAAAUCUUCUCGGCGUAUCGGAAUCAAUUCAUAACAGAAAAACAUCUACUGAACGAAACUGAUCAACUAGACAAUCUAUGGACAUAUCCGAACAGUGUGUUUUUUGCCACUACGGUUAUUACGACUAUUGGUGAGUUAUAUUAAUAUGAUUAUAAGGGUCUUAAGCUUUAAAAAUCACCUUAUUAUUUUAUUUUCUUAACAAUUACUGAGGGUCUUGUGGACCUUACCAUACUGUGAAACCAAGGAGGUGGCUUGGGGAUAGGAAAGAGUUGAAGGAAGGUGGUUUUACUAGGCUGUAUUUUUUUCUUCUACUCUUAAAAUUGAAAUAAAAAAAACAAUAUAAUGGUGACUUUAAGGUUAUGGUCAUCUUGUACCAACCACGCAUGUUGGGCGUAUGGUGUGCAUAUUAUUUGCUCUUAUUGGCAUUCCUUUGUUGUUGGUCACAAUUGCCGACAUUGGUCGAUUUUUAAGUGAAUUCUUGAACUAUGCUCACUUAUCUAUCCGGGCUUUUAUUAAAAACGUAAGUGGUUUACCGUCUGCUUACUAACGUGGCAUUAAACUUAUAUUCCAACCUUAAAAAUUAAUGCGAAUUAUAGUAUUAUUACUUGUGCUACUCAAACAUAUUAACUAGCUGAUGCUAAAUCACGUUUAUUUUGGUACCAUUUCUUCAAUUACUUUUUUUUAAAUUUAGGUCCGCCGCCAAUCUCGUCGUCUUUCACAUUUUCGCAGGAAACGGCCGAAUUCAAUUUCUGGUCAAUCCACAGCUACGGGUACCACAGUGAAUGCAGGUAGUAUGAACCUGAAUGACUUAAGAGAUCCAACGAGUUUGGACGAAGAAGAUGAGGAGUAUAAUGAAGAACCGAAGGAACCGUUAAGGAUACCGAUUCUGAUGGUGCUUUGUGUCAUUUUAUCGUAUACUGCUUUGGGAGGUCUUCUGUUUCAAAAGUUUGAGGAAUGGCCUUAUAUGGAAGCGUUUUACUUUUGCUUUAUCACUAUGGCUACAAUUGGAUUUGGUGAUUAUGUGCCCACAAAGCAGAUGUAUACGUUCAUCACGCUGAUUUACAUCAUCUUUGGAUUGGCAUUGUGAGUUUUUUCGUAGUAAAAUUUCUUUACAGUAUAAUAGUUCUGGAUUAUAUCGCUAGCUAUAGGUUUAUUUUCGUUUUUUGAUACUAUUUUUGUAUAUUAAGUUGGCCAUUAUACCUUUUUUUCUACCAAACUAUUUUCUAGAGCCACCAUGUGCAUAGACACAGCCGGCACGCACUACAUUAGAAAGAUCCACUAUGUUGGUACUAAAAUGGAAGAUGCCAAAGGAGUGGUAAUGACGGGUAUACAUCAUAGUGAACAUCUACUCAAGCACAAGGGUAUUAAUAUCAUAAAAACGGCUGGAGGGAAGAUCUACAGGGUUAGAUCAAGGUUGUUGUCGAAGGAACAACUCGAUUACUUGCUGAAGAGUUCACAAUAUCAACAGAAGAAUAUUAUCUACGAACCGUUGUCACCUCAGGUCAUAAAACUAGUCAAGGAUAAGAAAAUUAAUGUAAGUUUUGGUGGUUUUUUAAAAAUUUUUCAGGUUUAAAUGUUCUUAACGUUGCCAAACAUGUUUUAUGUGUACACAUAUAUGUAGUAUUAGAUCAUAGUAACAGUAGCGUAUAAAAGUUACUUGGUAGUCAACUUUUUCAAAAUUUAAAUUUUCUAGGUUUUACCAGAUGACAUAUCUGAAAGUGAAUGUCGAGGUGGAUUAUUCAAUCCAGAUUAUGAAAAAAAUUAUAUGAAAUCUUUCUUUUCGCACGUCGAAAAGUCUCCAAAUCGCAUUCGACGUGAAGUUGUGCCACGAAACUCACUACAGAAAAAUGAUUCCACUAUCAGUUUAGUAGCGCCGUUCGUUUUAAAAGAAUCUAACAUAUAA
Messenger RNA from Bursaphelenchus okinawaensis, 2830 nucleotides. The record is from the annotation of a GenBank genome assembly. Lineage: Eukaryota; Metazoa; Nematoda; Chromadorea; Rhabditida; Aphelenchoididae.